AUGUAGGGCUUAGCUGGAGCUGAAAAUUCAUCAGACACUCAAAGUGCCGUCAUUUUGCAAAUGGAAAAGAAACUUAAUCCCUCCGUCUACUGGAGAAGAUUCUGGAAGCACGACAAAUAUUGCAUGAUCUCCUCCAAUCAGUACUGGGACUGGCUCACUUACAUCGAUGAUGAUUACUUGACUGAGUGGGAGGUAUUAAAGAUGAAGGAACUCUACUUUUGGCAACUUCAAGAAAUGUCAGGACAAGCUGUUUGCCAUGUUAUUAUCGGUUGGGGUCUUACUUUCCCAUUGAUGGGACCAAUUGUUAAAUCAUCCGCUCACGGAUGGUACUUGAGAAUGCCUGUUGCAAUGACAUUCGCCACCUUCUUGAGUGUGCAAGCAUCUAACUGGCAAAGACCUUCCAAAACCUUCCAUGAAAUUAUGGCUCAACCUGCUCCUCAUGGUGGUUAUCUAAGAAAGACACUCAAAGAGCAUUUCCCAGUAUGGUGGUACGAAACCAGCAGCCAAUUAGCUGAAAACGGAUACUCACUUCCAGAGAUGAACGAGUAUGAUAAGGCUACAAUUAUGCCACAUACUCACACCAAGUUCGAUAUUAUAAAUUUAAUGUCUUCUAUUCUUGAUCGACUAGCAGAUAUGACAGCUAGUCCUAUGUUCAGCUCUCUUGGGCUUUUCAUUCGAAUCAUUGGGCCAAUAUUUGUAAUGACUUUCUAUGCAUUAUUGAGUGUGCAUGUAUUCGCCUACUAUGAGGUCAUACUGACAGUCCUAAAAAAGAGACUUGGAGUGAGUUUCGGACUUUUAUGGAUCGGAAUCGGAGUUUGCAUUCUCUAUAAUAUAGUUUUCAAUCACUUUUUCGCUAUGGUCAUCAAACCAGGGAGUCCCACUGAGUUAAAAGAAAUUGAGAGAAUGAGAAAAGAGCUGAAGGAUAGAGAAUCUAGAACUGAAGCAGUGAAAACUGUUGAAUAGAAUGGCAAGAUAAAGUAUGUGGAAGAUGACAGAUACGAGGGUGUAUCAAAAGAUGUCAAGAAACUACUGAGAUAUCGCAGUAAAACUGUAUCUUAGCUAGAAGCAUGCUGGGCUAAAAAAUGCUCCUCCUGCGAUUUCAUUAAGCCAAUCAGGACUUAUCAUUGCUCAGUCUGCGAUAAAUGCAUAUUCUUAAUGGAUCACCAUUCUCCUUGGGUUAAUAACUGCCUUGGACUAGAGAACUAUAGAUACUAUCUACUCUUUAACUUGUAUCUUUUAGUGGGCUUAUGCUUUAACUUGAUUACAAUAUUCGCCAUUUGGAACCAUCAUGUCUAUAGAGAUAAUUCAGCUAUGAUGAACUUUAUCAUAAUUACUGAUGCUGCCCUCGCAAUGAUUGUUGGAGGCUUCAAUGCAUGGAACUGGUUCAUGGCGAUGUCAGGCUAAUCUACAGUUGAAAUGUGGGCUACUAGCUAUAGAGGAGGAGUGACAAAGUACGACUUCUAUUUCAGAAAUAUUCAGGAUAACCUCUACAAGAUAUUUGGAACAUAUAACCCUUUCGCUAUAUUAUCCCCAUCAUUUAGAAAUGUACCUUUUACUGGAAUUGAAUGGAGUUUCCAACUAAGAGAUCUAGGAUAUAAUGAGAAAGGAGAAUAGGGAAAGACCAACUUCGAUGAGGAAGAGAGCAUAAUAGAAGAUGAGGUGUAAGAUAAUUCAAUGGAAAUGACUACUGUUUCUCACAGAUCAACUGCAAAGGAUACUCUUGACUCAAUUGAUUCAUCUAUUACUUUAUGA
Molecule: messenger RNA, 1752 nt
Organism: Stylonychia lemnae
Lineage: Eukaryota; Ciliophora; Spirotrichea; Sporadotrichida; Oxytrichidae
Source: the annotation of a GenBank genome assembly